GUUGCUGGUGCUUGCGUGUGGUCAGCAUGAUCCCAGGUCAUGGGCCGGUGAUCCAGGCGGUGCUAGGGACGUGUCUCACCUGGGGCCUGACAGCAGCUGGCUCAGCGCUGGUGUUUGUGUUUUCCAGUGGCCAGAGGCGGAUCCUCGAUGGAAGCUUAGGCUUUGCUGCGGGGGUCAUGUUGGCAGCUUCUUACUGGUCCCUCCUGGCCCCAGCUAUUGAAAUGGCUGAGGAAUCUGGAAUUUUUGGAGCCUUUGCUUUCAUCCCUGUGGCUGUUGGCUUUGCUCUGGGAGCAGCUUUUGUGUAUUUUGCUGACCUGCUCAUCCCCGUGCUGGGUUUCAGUGGACCUCCCCACGCAGCUUUUGCCUUGAGCUGUGACCCACGAAUGGUGAAAGAAAAAUAUGAGCAUGAACCCACCCAUCACCUGGACUAUGAAAGCGAGCUGUCCAUCCGGAUAGGUAGAGCUGGGCUCCAUCCAGACAAAGGCGAAAACGGGGAGCCUUACCAGAGGAGGAGAGGAGCGGGGGCCAGCGUGCCGGACGGCCCCCCGGCCUUCCCAGCCCCCAGAGGCAGCGCCCCAACGCCCGGCAGCAGCAGCUGGAGGCGGAUCAUGCUGAUGAUCCUCGCUAUAACGAUCCAUAACGUCCCAGAGGGUCUGGCAGUUGGAGUUGGAUUUGGGGCUAUUGGAAAAUCGGCAUCGGCGACCUUUCAGAGCGCCAGGAACUUAGCAAUCGGAAUUGGCAUCCAGAAUUUCCCAGAAGGGCUUGCCGUGAGCCUGCCUCUGCGCGGCGCUGGAUUUUCGACGUGGAGAGCGUUCUGGUAUGGGCAGCUGAGCGGCAUGGUAGAGCCUUUAGCUGGCAUCUUUGGUGCCUUUGCCGUGGUGGUGGCAGAGCCUCUUCUGCCCUACGCCUUGGGCUUCGCUGCCGGGGCGAUGGUCUACGUGGUCAUGGAUGAUAUUAUCCCCGAGGCACAAACCAGUGGCAAUGGGAAGCUGGCUUCCUGGACCUCAAUAUUAGGAUUUGUGGUGAUGAUGUCCCUGGACGUUGGCCUUGGGUAAUGGCAGGUCACCACUCCCCAGGAGAAGACUUCAGAGCAAUCUGUGUGACGGCAGUUGGAACUGGACAUACUUUAUCCUCUAGACUUUUUUGUAUAUAUUUUUUGAUCUGGUUUGGUGUUGAUUACCUAUAAUUUUAUAUAUCUUCCCCCCAUAACAUAAUGUUGAUGAUUUUCAAAGCACAAAUAUGGGUGGCUUCUUGCAGGUCCUGGUUUCCUUUUGCCACCAGAUUUUCUUUUUUUCUCAGCAAGGUUGUUGGUAAGACGCAUCGACUGGGCUGCAGGUUACAGUUUACUUUCCCUUCAGCUCUGGGGUUGUUUCUCUAAGCCAGGUCGCUCUUGGUUUCGAUCAUCUUUGUUCUGUAGAAGAUUAGAAAUUCACUGUCAAGUGUUUACGCUGCUCUGUGGUUAAGUACCAAGGCAUUUGAAUGGAGUAAACUCCUUAGAGUCUCAGUUUCCACACUUGAUGUCAAAGGCAGGUGGAAGUAUUAGUCCUAAGGUAACAUAGUGCUUUGUGGAGUAGCAGGUCUAAUAUAGCCUGCUGGUCCUGGGAAUUUUUUAGGGUGCUAGUUGUUUUGAUGGAUGCAAAUAGCCCAAACCAAUAAAAAAUGAAUUGUCUUGGUAUCUCUGCAAGACAGAAAUAUCUUUUUUCCUGAAAUGUAUCUCCCAAGUGGGGCUUUGUUGCAAUGCAGUGUGGCUUGUCCAAUAGCCAGAGCUUUUCUCCUUUAAAGAAAAUGGAGAGAAGAAUAUGUCUGUUUUGUAGCAUGCAAUCUGUUAAAAGGCAAGGUGUGGUUAUCCACGUUGUUGAUAAUGUGCUAUGUGAUGGUGGUAAGGCAGGAUUCAUUUCCACAUGGGCCAGUGACUGUGUUUCUAAUGUUACUGAGCAACAGCUAUUUUAUGGCUGCUCUUUUAAAUAGUUAAUGACUCUUUGCUUUUUUGAAAAUCUCCAUGAAGUGUUAAUGUGGGCUUUUCCCAGAGGUUGCCCUGUUAGCACGUCAUCUGUGCCGUGGCCUUUGAAGAGCUGGGAGCUGAAUCAGACUUGACAGAGGAUCCGAGUGGGAGAGCAGCUCUCCUUUCCCUUAGCAGUAUCAGGGUGAAAUAAUUUAUGAGGAUGAAUUAAUUAUCCAAGCAGAAGAGCCAGAAACAUGUACCGUGUGUAUCUGCCUCUUCACCCCUCUUCUUCCCAAGCGUCUCUGGUCUAGCAGCCACUGCUGAGCACACAGAGCUGCUUGCUGCAGGGACCGGGAGCGAGCCCUGCUCAGCUCCUCGGGCAUCCCGUGCUGCGCAGGGGCCUGUGCCGGCCGCGGUGCCACCUCCGUCACCUCGAGGGAAGGACAAAAGGCAGGAGUUGGCAUAAUGAUGUAAAACACCCCUCCCUCUUGGCUGAGGAUGCUUCCUUCUUCAGUGAAAGGGGGUUCAUUAGCCUCUUUGGGAGGAACAAUUAAUAACUGGAUUGCCUGGCUGAUAUUUGACUUGCUCAAUCCCUCCACAGCCGUGACUGCCAGAGGUUGGUUCUCGGGGAACUGGGGCUGCGUGCGUGGGAGAUUAUAAACUGUCUUUAGGUCCUGCUAGAGAGGUUGCAGGAAGGCAGCCCAAGGGAGUAGGCUUGACUAAACUAAGUUCAAGCCAUGGAUUUUUUGUUUGGUUCCUUUUCGGUUGGAUUUCGUUUGUAUUUCAUCUGUAUGUCAAUCUGGAUGAUACAAAACUACUGUUUGCUGAUGGAUUCGACCUUUUAACUGUGAUUGGUUUCAAUAAAUGGGAAAUUCAGCGUUUGUACUGAUUUGUUUUAAUAGAGUAAAUCCAUGCCUUUUCUUC
Molecule: messenger RNA, 2866 nt
Organism: Struthio camelus australis
Lineage: Eukaryota; Metazoa; Chordata; Aves; Struthioniformes; Struthionidae
Source: RefSeq, a predicted model, not a curated record